AUGGCUGCGUAUCUUGGAAGACGUGCGCCGGAAGAUGGCCUUCAUGUGGCUCAACCUGGUCUUGAAGUUCUACAGCCUGGGCUCGAGACACACAUGAAGACCGCCUCUUCUUCGACCACUUGGCAUGAUGAAAAGACUGGACGAGUCGAUGAUGUGAAGCAAUGGAACGAUAUCGAAAAGUCAAAGCGCCUUUUCGGACUCAGAAUCUCGACAAUAUGUCUGCUGCUUGCGCUUCUUGGGGCCAUCAUCGCCGCGAUUCUUGCGGGCAUACUGGCCUCCAAGACACACUGCAAAGCUGCAACAACUAGCAGCAACGCUCCGACUAUAACGACGACUAUAACAGCAUCUGGCUCGCCAACUGGAUCUGCUGUCGUCUCAGAAUGCUCAUCACAAGCUGGACAAGACUGGAUCAGCCCACUCUCCCACCUGAAGUACACUCGCACCUGCAACACGUUCCUCAACUCCUCCCUCGAAGAUUAUCAGAAUCUAUUCACCGCUUACCAAUCGUCUCUCGACACCUGCGUCGCCAUGUGCGACUCCUACAAUUACUGGACCAACUCGACGAACGUGACGGUCGCCGUCUGGAACUGGAAAGGAAAGACAGAUCAAACGCCAGGGAUCUGUUGGUGCGUUCACGUUGAAGGAGACUACACCAUGUCGAAGAUCGAUGGCCAGGACAGCGCAUUGCGAGUUGGGACUUUCGAUAGUGACGCGAUACCGUCUUGA
Molecule: messenger RNA, 726 nt
Organism: Zasmidium cellare ATCC 36951
Lineage: Eukaryota; Fungi; Ascomycota; Dothideomycetes; Mycosphaerellales; Mycosphaerellaceae
Exons: 1
Coding region: 1-726 (241 amino acids)
Source: RefSeq, a predicted model, not a curated record